UCCCAUUGGCUGCGGGGCGCGAGGGCGGGGCCCGGCGCGGUUCCUCCGUGCUCCCCCCGCCGCCCCGCGCGGGGGUUCCGCCGCCCGCCAGGCCCGGCCGCAGGAAUCCCGAGAGGAAUCGCCUGAAAUCGCAGGGAUUGUUGCCGCUGGAACCUCGGGAUGCGUUAGAAUUCCAGGAAUUCCCGUUGCUUAAGGAAUGCUGGCACCAUGCGCUGCCUGGCKGCUCGGCUCAGCUCCAAGGCGCUGCUGGUGCUCUGCUCGCUGCUGGCCRUGCUCACGGUGCUGCUGUGGAGCCGCUGUCCCUCCGGCCGCUCCGUGCCCGUCCCAAGGGAUCCCGCGCUCCCGGAGCGCCGCGGGAACGCCGACACCGCCUCCGACCCRGCCGGGGCUCGGCCGCCCAGCGAGGAGGCGUCGCCGCGGGAGCUUCCCAAGGCUCCGGCAGCGGGAGCGGGGAGCGCCGGGAAAGGCGGCCUGAGGUACGAGGAGAUCGACUGCAUCAUCAACGAGGAGCACACGGUCAAGGGGCGCCGCGAGGGCAACGAGGUGUUCCUGCCCUUCAGCUGGGUGGAGAAAUACUUCCAGGUGUACGGGAGGAUCGCCCAGUCCGACGGCAGCGAGCGCUUCGAGUUCUCCCACAGCUAUUCCAAGGUGUACGCCCAGCGCGCUCCGUACCGGCCCGACGGCGUCUUCAUGUCCUUCGAGGGCUACAACGUCGAGCUGCGCGACCGCGUCAAGUGCAUCAGCGGCGUGGAAGGAGUGCCACUGUCCACGCAGUGGGGCCCCCAGGGCUACUUCUACCCCAUCCAGAUCGCUCAGUACGGCCUGAGCCACUACAGCAAGAACCUGACCGAGAGGGCGCCCAGCGUGCGGCGCUACGAGAGCGGCGGGGAUCGCGAGCGGGAGCGGGAUCGGGACACGGACACGGACGGGGAUGGGGACGGGGAAUGGACAGUGCCCAAGGGCUGCUCCCUCUCCACCGUGUGGGACAAAUCCAAGCUCACUGGAGUCAAGGAGUUCUCCUGCCCAGAGGCCUCCGAGGGCGUCUCCCUGCAGCUCAACAACGGGCGGGAUUUCAUCAUCUCCUUCGACCUGAAGCUGGUGACCAACGGCAGCGUCUCGGUGGUGCUGGAGACCACGGAGAAGAACCAGCUCUUCACGCUGCACUACGUGUCCAACACGCAGCUCAUCGCCCUCCGCGACCGCGACAUCUUCUACGGCAUCGGCGCCCGCACCGCCUGGAGCACCCUGACCCGGGACCUCCUCACGGACCUCCGCAAGGGCGUGGGGCUCUCCAACACCAAGGCGGUGAAGCAGACCAAGAUCAUGCCCAAGAAGGUGCUCCGGCUGGUGGYCCGGGGCCACGGCUUCCUGGACAAYGUCACCAUCUCGGCCACRGCCCACAUGGCCGCCUUCUUCGCCGCCAGCCACUGGCUGCUGCGCAACCAGGACGAGCGCGGCGGCUGGCCCAUCGCCGUCACCAGGAAGCUGGGAGAGGGCUUCAAAUCGCUGGACCCGGGCUGGUACUCGGCCAUGGCGCAGGGCCAGGCCAUGUCCACACUGGUCAGGGCCUACCUGCUGACCAAGGAGCCGGCGUUCCUGGGCGCGGCGCUGCGGGCCACGGCGCCCUACAAGCUGCCGGCRGAGCGGCGCGGGGUCAAGGCCGUGUUCAUGGGGCGCCACGAUUGGUAYGAGGAGUACCCCACCUCGCCCAGCUCCUUCGUGCUCAACGGCUUCAUGUACUCCCUGAUCGGCCUCUACGACCUCAAGGAGACGGCGGGGGAGAAGCUGGGCGAGGAGGCGCGGCGGCUCUACGAGCGCGGCAUGGCGUCGCUCAAGGCCAUGCUGCCGCUCUUCGACACCGGCUCGGGCAGCGUCUACGACCUGCGGCACUUCACGCUGGGCACSGCGCCCAACCUGGCGCGCUGGGACUACCACACCACCCACAUCAACCAGCUGCAGCUGCUGGGCUCCGUCGACCCCGCGCCCAUCUUCAAGGACUUCGCCAAGAGGUGGAAGAGUUACCUGCGAGGAGGGCGGGCCAAGCACAACUGAGCUCCUCCUCCUCCUCCUCUUCCUCCUCUUUCCAGCCUCCCCUCUCYGAUCCUGCUCCGAAGAAGUGAUCCUUAAAACUGCUCCGGGGAAGGUUUGGGAUCGGGGAAUUCUGCCCGUCCUYGGCGUUCCAUGCCCUGAGGUUUAGGUGGGAUUCCGGUGGGAUUUAUUUUUCCUUUUUCGAGGAAAACGUUUGCAGAAGCCAUAGAAGUCUUGGAAGCGCGGUCCCUGCUCGGAGAGUUGCUCUGGGGGCAUCCGGAGCCGGGAUUGUGCGCCCAUGGUGGAGCGGCUCCCAUGGGAUGAGCACUGGGAAUCGCUCGGAGCCUGGGGAACGCAGAGUGUGGCUUUAAAGUGGGGAGGGGGGUUCAUAGGGAUUCUUUCUGGGAGGAAAAAUCCACAUUUGGGAUUUUUCGAUACUCCCACAUUUGGGAGUUUUCUGUCUGGAGAUCCUGGAGCUGGAGGGCUUUUUCAUGGAAAACAUGUGUCCAGGGUCAUGGAAGCACAACUGGGAGCCUGGACCGGCACUGGAAUCCCCUUGGAGCUGGGGUCCCUUGGAGCUGGGAUUCCUCGGAGCUGGAAUUACUCGGAGCUGGUAUCUCUUGUCCUCGAGCUCCAUGUUUCUGUUGGGUUUUGUAAUUCCAUCUGGGAAGUUUCUCUGAGCUUUGGCCAUUUUCAGGGACAUUGGUUGGGAAUUGCCGAUYGGAGCUCAUCAGGAGUCCCUCAGGAAAUUCAGGAAUUCAGGAAGCUUUUCCUGGGGUGAUUUUAAUGUUUAUCCUGCUCGAGUCAAUCCGGCAUUUCAAAAAGGAAAGUGUUCCCGGAGGGCUUUGCAUUCCCAGAGAAGCUGUGGCUGCCCCUGGAUCCUGGAAUGUCCAAGGCUGGGCCGGACGGGACUCGGAGCACCCUGGGAUAGUGGGAGGUGUCCCUGCCCAUGGAAUGGGAUGAGCUUUAAAGUCCUUUKCACCAAACCAUUCCAUGUUUCCAUGAAUCCCAUAAACGAUUCCCACUCGCUGCCUGACCUCAGACUCAUGCCGAGGUCAUGGAUGGACUUUGGGGAUUCCUGCCGCUCCCAUUCUAUGUUGUCAGUGACAGAGCUCAUCCCAAUCCCAAAAUCCCGGGCACAAGGACAGCGCCCAUCUCCAUCUUUUUAUUGCUUUUGGUUUUUUAGGCUUUUUUAAAAGUUCUCACCCAUCUUGGAAGUGACUUUUCUUUGAGUUUUCUGAUCGGAUCCGUCCAUCCGAUGGAAGAGGAGAAAUUCCAGUACCAAAGGUAGCAGAGGGGAAUUUUUUUCCAGGCCUGUGGAAACCCAACAYGUGUGCGCACAAAACCGCCCUGAAAUCACGCUUCCUUCCCAAAAUCUGCUCCUUCCCGCUCCACUCUCUUCCCGUGCGUCCCAUCCAUUGUUCUCCCAGCUGGAAAACCUGGAGAGGCUCCUUGGRUGCUGCUCCAGGGAUGGUUUUGGUGCCUUACAGAGGCCACAAUUCCUCUCGGUUGGUUUUUGUGGGAGUUGAUGCCGAUGGUGGGGUUGGAGCGGGGCCAAUUUUCCAGGAGCUGGAAGCGCCCGGAAGUGCGGGAUGGCCGUUCCAAGGGGGUCAUUCCUGUCCCACCUCCUGUCCUUGCCUUAGUUCAGGUGGGAACUCCAGGAAUUCCCACCAGAGGCUGGAAAYCAUGGAGAAUCCAUGGGAAAUUCUCCUGGUAUUCCUUAAAUUGAUUGGAGAAUUGGAAGAGGAUCCUUGGCUGUGCCAGCAGUGCCCAAAACUUCACAGAAUUCGUUCUGAUUUGGGGCUUUUUGUUCAUUUUCUAUCUUCAAACACCCAGAGAUCUUUGGGACUGAGAUUAGAUUUAAUCCAAGAUCUUUGGCCUGGAGAUCCGUUGGCUCUUCUUAUGGGAUCCCCUCUGCAUGGAUUCCCUUGGAAGCAUGGGAUGGCCAUUCCAGGUCAUUCCUGUCGCACUGCCUGUCCUUCCAUCAUCUUSUGGUGGCCUUAGCACAGGUGGGACUCCAAGAAUCCCCACCAGAGGCUGGAAACCGUGGAGAAUCCAUGGGGAAUUCUCCUGAUAYUCCUUAAUUUGACUUGGGAAUUGGAACAAUGCCACCGGUGCCCAAAACUUCACGGAAUUCGUUCCUAUUUGGGAUCUUUUUGUUCAUUUUCCAUCUUCAAACUCCUAGAGAUCUUCGUGACCAAGAUCAGCUUUGAUCCCAGACCUUCGCCACAGAGAUCUGUUGGCUCUUCCYGCAGGAUCCUCUCUCCAUGGAUUCCCUCGGAAGCACGGGAUGGCCAUUCCAAGGUGGUCACUCCUCUCACACUGCCUGUCCUUGCAUCACCUUCUGGUGGCCUUAGCACAGGUGGGACUCCAWGAAUCCCCACCAGAGGCUGGAAACCAUGGAGAAUCCAUGGGGAAUUCUUCUGAUACUCCUUAAAUAGAGUUGGAAAGUGGAAGAGGAUCCUUGGCUGUGCCAGCAGUGCCCAAAACUUCACAGAAUUCAUUCUGAUUUGGGGCUUUUUGUUCAUUUUCCAUCUUCAAACUCCCAGAGAUCUUUGUGACCAAGAUCAGCUUUGAUCCCAGACCUUCGCCCUGAGGAUCCAUCAGCUCUUCCCACGGGAUCCCCUCUCCCCAACAACACAAGCACAACUCCCCCACGGGCCGGACAUUCCCCAGAAGUCACUCAUUCCCGUUCUCCUCCUCCUCGUCGGGCGUYGCUCGGGUGGGAUUCCAGCGGGAUUUUCCCAAGGAUCCCUGUGGAAAAUAUGCAAUAAUUUGUUUACAGGAUGCUCUGGGCAGGGUGGUCCCUUGUCGAGCCUCGGCAGUCGAAGCACAAUGUGCCCGGGAUAGUUUUGUAUUCCCACCCUCCGGAAUUUUUUUUGGCGGGAAGAGGUUCUACUAUGUUUCUAUGGGACGUUGGGAAUGGGGRCGGCCUUUGGGAUUCACGGAAAGCUGCUUUCUAAGACUGGAAAAUAAAUUUUUUUAUCUUAAGGA
Messenger RNA from Malurus melanocephalus (red-backed fairy wren), 5022 nucleotides. RefSeq names its product glucuronic acid epimerase (gene GLCE). Gene Ontology annotation, biological process: heparan sulfate proteoglycan biosynthetic process. Bases 208 to 2052 code for a protein of 614 amino acids. The record is from RefSeq and is a predicted model, not a curated record. Gene Ontology annotation, molecular function: heparosan-N-sulfate-glucuronate 5-epimerase activity. Gene Ontology annotation, cellular component: Golgi apparatus. Lineage: Eukaryota; Metazoa; Chordata; Aves; Passeriformes; Maluridae. The transcript has 5 exons.